Molecule: messenger RNA, 3846 nt
Organism: Nannospalax galili (Upper Galilee mountains blind mole rat)
Lineage: Eukaryota; Metazoa; Chordata; Mammalia; Rodentia; Spalacidae
Gene: Hcn3
Product: hyperpolarization activated cyclic nucleotide gated potassium channel 3
Exons: 9
Coding region: 229-2607 (792 amino acids)
Biological process (GO): transmembrane transport; potassium ion transport
Cellular component (GO): membrane
Molecular function (GO): voltage-gated potassium channel activity
Source: RefSeq, a predicted model, not a curated record
ACGCCGCGGGGUCCGAGUCAGCCCCGCCCGGGGACUCCGCAGGGCCCUCGCCAGGGGGCGCCGGCCGCGCGUCUGGGGCCCCGCACACACCCCCUCCGCCCAGGGCGCGCGCGGUUCAGAGCUAAAACGCCUCCGCUAGCAGUCGGCGGAGCUGGGCCGCCUCCGGCUCCAGAGGGGUCAGCGCCCGCCAUGGCCGCGAACCAGACUGGGAGGCCCAGCGAUUGAGCCAUGCAGGCGGAGCAGCGGUCAGCGGCGGGGGCUGGCGAAGGGGCGACCCUGGGGCUGCCGGCUGCGCCUCCCGCUGCGUCUGCUCCAGCGAGCGCGGCCUCCGGCGGAGCCUCGGAGGCUGCGCCCGAACCGAAGAGGAGGCAGCUCGGGAAGCUGCUGCAGCCCACGGUGAACAAGUUCUCUCUUCGGGUCUUCGGCAGCCACAAAGCGGUGGAAAUAGAGCAAGAGCGGGUGAAGUCGGCGGGGGCCUGGAUCAUCCACCCCUACAGCGACUUCCGGAACCCCGUGACCCAUGGACCACAGAGACUAUCCAAGUUUUACUGGGACCUGAUCAUGCUGCUGCUGAUGGUGGGGAACCUCAUAGUACUGCCUGUGGGCAUCACCUUCUUCAAGGAGGAGAACUCCCCACCCUGGAUCGUCUUCAAUGUCCUCUCUGACACUUUCUUUCUGCUGGAUCUGGUGCUCAAUUUCCGAACUGGCAUUGUGGUGGAGGAGGGUGCUGAGAUCCUGCUGGCACCGAGGGCCAUCCGCAUACGUUACCUACGUACCUGGUUCUUGGUAGACCUCAUCUCCUCCAUCCCCGUGGAUUACAUCUUCCUAGUGGUGGAGUUGGAGCCACGGCUAGAUGCUGAGGUCUACAAAACUGCACGGGCCCUACGCAUCGUUCGCUUCACCAAGAUCCUUAGCCUGCUGCGACUGCUCCGCCUCUCCCGCCUCAUCCGCUACAUACACCAGUGGGAGGAGAUCUUUCACAUGACCUAUGACCUGGCCAGCGCUGUGGUUCGCAUCUUCAACCUCAUUGGGAUGAUGUUGCUGCUCUGUCACUGGGAUGGCUGUCUGCAGUUCCUGGUCCCUAUGCUGCAGGACUUCCCUCCCGACUGCUGGGUCUCCAUGAACCGCAUGGUGAACCACUCGUGGGGCCGCCAGUAUUCCCAUGCCCUGUUCAAGGCCAUGAGUCAUAUGCUGUGCAUUGGCUAUGGGCAGCAGGCACCCGUAGGCAUGCCAGACGUCUGGCUCACUAUGCUCAGCAUGAUCGUGGGUGCCACAUGUUAUGCCAUGUUCAUCGGUCAUGCCACUGCCCUCAUCCAGUCUCUGGACUCUUCAAGACGACAGUACCAGGAGAAGUACAAGCAGGUGGAGCAGUACAUGUCCUUCCACAAACUGCCAGCUGACACACGGCAGCGUAUCCAUGAAUACUACGAGCACCGCUACCAGGGCAAGAUGUUUGAUGAGGAGAGCAUCCUGGGAGAACUGAGCGAGCCACUUCGGGAGGAGAUCAUUAACUUUACCUGCCGGGGCCUGGUGGCCCACAUGCCACUCUUUGCCCAUGCUGACCCCAGCUUCGUCACCGCAGUACUCACCAAGCUACGUUUUGAGGUCUUUCAACCAGGGGACCUGGUGGUGCGUGAGGGCUCUGUCGGCAGGAAGAUGUACUUCAUCCAGCACGGGCUGCUCAGUGUGCUGGCACGUGGCGCUCGGGACACCCGCCUCACUGACGGAUCCUACUUUGGGGAGAUCUGCCUGCUGACUCGGGGCCGACGAACAGCCAGUGUAAGAGCUGACACCUACUGCCGCCUCUACUCACUCAGCGUGGACCACUUCAAUGCAGUGCUUGAAGAAUUCCCCAUGAUGCGCAGGGCCUUUGAGACUGUGGCCAUGGACAGGCUGCGCCGCAUUGGCAAAAAGAAUUCCAUACUGCAGCGGAAGCGCUCAGAGCCAAGUCCAGGCAGCAGCGGCGGCACCAUGGAGCAGCAUUUGGUACAACACGACAGGGACAUGGCUCGGGGCAUUCGGGGCCUGGCCCCUGGCACAGGUGCUCGGCUCAGUGGAAAGCCAGUACUGUGGGAACCGCUAGUGCACGCGCCUCUGCAGGCAGCUGCUGUGACCUCCAACGUGGCCAUUGCCCUGACUCACCAGCGAGGCCCUCUGCCCCUCUCCCCUGACUCUCCAGCCACCCUCCUUGCUCAUUCUGCUAGACGAUCGGCAGGCUCCCUAGCCUCCCCACUGGUGCCUGUCCGAACUGGUCCUCUGCUGGCCCGGGGACCCUGGGCAUCCACUUCCCGCCUGCCUGCCCCACCUGCUCGAACCCUCCACGCCAGCCUAUCCCGGGCAGGACGUUCCCAAGUGUCCCUGCUGGGCCCUCCCCCGGGAGGAGGUGGUCGGAGGCUAGGACCCCGUGGCCGCCCACUCUCAGCCUCUCAACCCUCUUUGCCUCAGAGAGCAACGGGUGAUGGCUCUCCUGGUCGCAAGGGCUCGGGAAGUGAGCGCCUGCCUCCAUCAGGGCUCUUGGCCAAGCCUCCAGGGACAGCACAACCCCCCAGGCCAUCAGUGCCUGAGCCAGCCACCCCCCAAGGUCCCCAGAUCUCUGCUAACAUGUGAAAUCCUACCUAGGUUAUACUAGCCUUAGCCCUUGGUGUGCAUUAGUGUGUGCCUGAGGGCAAAAGCCCCUUGGGGAAGGCUGGGGGCCACCUAAAAUACUGCCCCUUACUACCAUGAAGCUGUUCUCUGUGUCCUUAGCUCAAGCAGCAGUUGCCUGCUAACCCUAAUCCAUCUACUCAUUCAUCAUAGGUGCCCAGUGCCUAACAUGUUCAAAGCACUGUGCCAGGUACUGUAUGUCUCCACUGCCAAGUAGAAGUGACUCAAAGCCCUCUAACAAGGGUAUCCCUUGCCUUGGUCCUGACAGGUGCAGGUCUGGGCCCAUGACCCACCUUUGCUAAGCACAAAUCCUUGCCACCACCAUCACUGCCAGGUAACUAGGUAGCUGUUUACUUGUCAGUGACCCUGCAGGUUUUGCCCAGUAUGUUUUCCUGUCCCCUUACUAUAGCUGGGCCCCUAUUACUGCCAACAUAUGUCUUGGGUCCUGAGUGUGGGUAUUUACCUUGUUACCACCACCUGCAGGGCCUCCUUGUCUAUACCAAGUGAGAACACACAUCUGCCCACUGUAGUGUCUGUGUGGUAGCUCUGUCUUUGUUAACUGGAAGUUGCCUCUUCACUGUACCCUCUGCUCCAGUGGUGUUGCCCUUAAAGCUAAGAGAUACUUGACUCCUCUUUAUUUACUAUGCCAGCUACUCCUCUCAGGUGGCUUGCAAGUAACUGAAUCCUCAUAUGACCUUUUGUCUUUCCCUCUUUGUCUUAUUUAUUCAGUCAUUUAUUAAUUUUUUCAUUUGCUAACUUGGCUUACUCAUUUUGUUUACACAUUCCUUUAUCUGUCUAUCCCACCUUCUUGUAGGGGGGGCGGUUAGAAGAACAAGGAGAGAUCAUCUCUGUGGUCUUUGUAUAAGGCCAUCAGCAGCAAUAUUCACUCUCUCCCUGUCCAGGUAGUGGCAAGAGGGGCUGACAGAGAGGAGGACCACACUUGCUUUGUUUCCUUUUCUCAUCUGGGUUUGCUAUUGGUAUAGGAGUAAGGAGUAUUCAAGCCUAGGGAAGGGCAGGCCAGCCAGCCCCUCUGCUUCCUCAGGGACAAGAGUAAUCCCCUAGCUACCCGCUCCUACACUGUAGCAUCGAAGUAUGGGGCCAGGACCAUGAAUCUCCUUUUCUUCCAGGUGGGGAAUUCUGGGAUUCUUGGUGUGUGGGAGUUGUUUUUAUAAUUGCUCCUAAACAGUUGGGUUUAAAAAGAAA